GCACCGCCGGCUAGCGGCGGAGCUCGGCCGGGACGCGCCGCCGCAUCGCCGCCCCGCGCGGGGACCGUGCGCGCCCCGAGCGCAGCACAAUAGCCGGGAGGAGGAGACAGGCAAAGGGGCAGGGGGAGAGGAGGAGAGAGAAAGAGAAAGCACAACACGGGGGCUGGCGAGGCAGCGCGGAGCGGAGGGCUCCGAGCGUGGCCGCGCUGAGGACCGUGCCCAGGACGGCGGCGAGAGGAGGUGGGUGGGGGGCGAUAUUUACCUUCCCUCCCCCGCCCCGAGCCCAUUCCUUUGUCCACGCGCUUUGAAGUGCUGGGGGAUCGCCAGGGUGGGAGCAUUGUUGUUCGCCAGCAAACGAUCAGUCAUGCCGGGGAGAGAGUAGCGAGCGUACGCAGGGCUGAGGCCGGCAGAAGCAGAAGGAGACGGGGAGGAGAGACGAUUGCGAGAGAGGAUUGCUGCCUGCCUUCCAGUGCCCUGCAUGGACCGCGAAAGAGACGCGCUGAGUUGACGCUGCCCGAGCUGUUUCUGCUUCUACAUGUGAGAUCCGGUUGGUUUUUUCUUUCCACCUCUUUCUCUCCAGCCUCCUUCUCGUAUUCCCCACUUACUCCCGUAUGCAAAAUGGUGGACCCUGUGGGGUUUGUAGAGGCUUGGAAAGCACAAUUUGCAGACUCUGAGCCUCCUAAAAUGGAGCUGAAGUCUGUGGGAGACAUUGAACAGGAACUGGAGAUGUGCAAAGCAUCUAUCCGGAGACUGGAGAUGGAGGUUAAUAAGGAGAGGUUCCGCAUGAUUUACCUGCAGACUCUUCUGGCAAAGGAGAAGAAAAGCUAUGAUAGACAGAGAUGGGGUUUUAAACGUGUUUCUCAGUUGCCUGAAGGGGGUGCAGAGCAGCAGAUCCAGGACCUGCAUCAUCACCAGUCUGCUGACCAAGACGAAUAUGAAAAAAGCAAGUCACAUCAUGGGGAGGAAAAGUUCAAACCAAGGAUACCCUCUAUGCGGAAGCUGUCUACCCAGAGUGAUGGGUCAGACCUGUCUCCUUUGGACAGCCCCCACCAUGGAGAAGGAGAGCAGGACAGGUGUAAGUACUAUGGUGAAGAGAAACUGAAGAGAGUUGUAGAAGACAUGGAGAAUCGCUGUGAUACGGAUGGCUCUCCUUCAAAACACAGAUCGGCUUCCACUCGCAGGCUGGUGGGAUCUGCUGAGAAGGAGGGAUCAUUUGAACCUAAGGAGAGAGGGAACAGCACCAGUGUGGCAGCCCUAAGGUCCAAUUUUGAGAGAAUGAAAAAGGUUAAUUCACAUUCUUCUAGUGAAAACAAGGAUGUUGUUGAAAAGCCCUUUUAUGUGAACAUGGAGUAUCAUCAUGAGAAGGGUCUAGUAAAGGUCAACGAUAAAGAUGUUUCUGAUAAAAUAAGCUCCCUUGGUAGCCAAGCCAUGCAAAUGGAACGAAAAAAGUCUUUGCACUCCCUGCCUUCUAACAUGGUACCCAGCUUCAGCGAGUUCCAGAGGCCUGCCUACAGGGGAAGGUCCUCAGAGAGCAGUUUUGGCUAUGAUGGAGAAUAUGAGGAUGCUGAACUGAACCCCAAGUUUCUUAAAGAUAACCUGAUUAAUGCCAAUGGCAGCAACCGUUCACCUUGGCAGCCCAUGGACUUUCAGCCGUAUCAGAGUAUCUAUGUUGGUGGAAUGAUGGGGGAAGGAGAAGGAAAAGGACCUAUUCUGCGAAAUCAGGGCCCACCUGACCAGGAAAAACAUCUCACGUGGCCCAGGAGAUCUUAUUCCCCCAGAAGUUUUGAAGAUAUUGGAGGAGGGUAUACUCCUGAUUGUAGCUCGAAUGAGAACCUUACCUCCAGUGAGGAAGACUUCUCCUCAGGACAGUCCAGCCACGUCUCCCCCAGCCCCACCACUUACCGCAUGUAUCGGGAUAAAAGCCGUUCCCCCUCCCAGAACUCCCAGCAGUCCUUUGACAGCAGCAGCCCACCAACCCCCCAGUCUCAAAAACGGCACCGGCAGCAGCAGGUCAUCGUGUCCGAGGCCACUAUUGUGGGUGUACGAAAAACAGGACAGAUCUGGCCAAGUGAUGGAGAUCUGCCCUCUGCGAGAUGUCACCAGGACAGCUGUUUCCACGGGGAUACAGAUGCCCCGUUCGGGGGGACCCCGCCCGGCUACGCGUACGAUGCUGACCGCGCCGAGGAGCAGCGGCGGCACCAUGACAUGAUGCCCUACAUCGACGACUCGCCGUCCUCCUCGCCGCACCUCAGCUCCAAGAGCCGCGGCAGCCGCGACACGCUGUCCUCGGGCUCCCUGGAAUCCACCAAAUCGAGUGAGCCAGACCUGGAGAAAGGCCUGGAGAUGAGAAAAUGGGUCCUGUCAGGAAUCCUAGCCAGUGAGGAAACCUACCUGAGCCACCUGGAGGCCCUGCUGCUGCCUAUGAAGCCUUUGAAAGCCGCUGCCACCACCUCCCAGCCCGUGCUGACCAGUCAGCAGAUUGAGACAAUAUUCUUCAAAGUGCCUGAGCUCUAUGAGAUCCACAAAGAAUUCUAUGAUGGGCUCUUUCCCCGAGUGCAGCAGUGGAGUCACCAGCAACGUGUUGGGGACCUCUUCCAAAAGCUGGCCAGCCAGCUGGGAGUGUACCGGGCCUUUGUGGAUAACUAUGAAGUUGCUAUGGAGACAGCAGAGAAAUGCUGCCAAGCCAAUGCUCAGUUUGCUGAAAUCUCUGAGAAUCUAAAGGCCAGAAGCACAAAGGAAUCUAAAGAUCAGACGACGAAAAAUUCCUUGGAAACUCUGUUGUACAAGCCAGUGGAUCGAGUGACCCGCAGCACACUUGUCUUGCAUGAUUUGCUCAAGCACACUCCUGUGAGCCACCCUGACCAUCCCCUGCUGCAGGAUGCUCUGCGGAUCUCACAGAACUUCCUCUCCAGCAUCAACGAGGAGAUCACUCCUCGCCGGCAGUCCAUGACUGUAAAGAAAGGGGAGCACCGGCAGCUGCUGAAGGACAGUUUCAUGGUGGAGCUGGUGGAAGGGGCUCGCAAGCUACGCCAUGUCUUUCUUUUCACUGACCUCUUCCUGUGUGCCAAGCUCAAGAAGCAGAUUGGAGGGAAAAGCCAACAAUAUGACUGCAAGUGGUACAUCCCGCUCACUGACCUCAGUUUCCAAAUGGUUGAUGAGUCUGAGGCAGUGCCCAAUAUCCCACUGGUACCUGAUGAGGAGCUGGAUGCCAUGAAGAUCAAGAUAUCCCAGAUCAAGAACGACAUCCAGCGGGAAAAGAGAGCCAAUAAAGGCAGCAAGGUCAUUGAGAGGUUGAAAAAGAAGCUGUCGGAGCAGGAAUCCCUGCUGCUGCUGAUGUCUCCCAACAUGGCCUUCCGGGUGCACAAUCGCAACGGCAAGAGCUACACAUUCCUCAUUUCAUCGGACUAUGAAAGGGCAGAGUGGAGGGAGAAUAUCCGGGAACAGCAGAAGAAAUGUUUUAAAAGCUUCUCACUCACAUCAGUGGAGCUCCAGAUGCUGACAAACUCCUGUGUGAAGCUUCAGACAGUGCACAACAUUCCCCUCACUAUCAAUAAGGAAGAUGAUGAAUCCCCAGGUCUUUAUGGAUUCCUGAAUGUCAUUGUCCACUCUGCCACGGGAUUCAAGCAAAGCUCAAAUUUGUACUGCACGUUAGAGGUUGAUUCUUUUGGGUAUUUUGUGAACAAGGCCAAAACUAGAGUUUACAGAGACACAACAGAGCCCAACUGGAACGAGGAGUUUGAGAUUGAGCUGGAGGGCUCACAGACACUGCGGAUUCUGUGCUAUGAAAAGUGCUACAACAAAACCAAGCUCACCAAAGAGGAUGGAGAGAGCACAGAUCGCAUCAUGGGGAAAGGACAGAUCCAGCUGGACCCACAGGCACUGCAGGACAAAGAUUGGCAGCGCACAGUCAUCUCAAUGAAUGGGGUGGAAGUGAAGCUGUCAGUGAAGUUCACCAGUCGGGAGUUCAGCCUGAAAAGGAUGCCAUCCCGCAAGCAGACGGGCGUGUUUGGGGUCAAGAUUGCUAUUGUCACCAAGAGAGAGAGGUCGAAGGUGCCGUACAUCGUGCGGCAGUGCGUGGAGGAGAUCGAGCGGCGCGGGAUGGAGGAGGUGGGGAUCUACCGCGUCUCUGGGGUUGCAACCGACAUCCAGGCUUUGAAAGCUGCCUUUGAUGUCAAUAACAAGGAUGUGUCAGUGAUGAUGAGUGAGAUGGACGUUAAUGCCAUUGCAGGCACCCUCAAACUGUACUUCCGGGAGCUGCCGGAGCCCCUCUUCACAGACGAACUGUACCCCAACUUUGCUGAAGGCAUCGCACUUUCAGAUCCUGUUGCAAAGGAGAGCUGUAUGUUGAAUCUGUUGCUAUCACUUCCAGAACCCAACCUUGUGACAUUCCUUUUCCUUCUGGACCAUUUAAAAAGGGUUGCUGAGAGGGAAAGCAUCAACAAGAUGUCCCUGCAUAAUCUUGCCACUGUCUUCGGACCAACACUGCUCAGACCUUCAGAGAAGGACAGUAAAAUCCCUGCUAACCCAACCCAGCCCAUCACAAUGACUGACAGCUGGUCACUAGAAGUCAUGUCCCAGGUUCAAGUUCUUCUGUACUUCCUGCAGCUAGAGACUAUUCCUACCCCAGACAGCAAGAGGCAAAGCAUUCUCUUUUCUACAGAGGUGUAGGUGCCUGCGGUACCAACGGGACACAAACUGCUUUUGGCAUAACUCUGUCACCCUGGGAAAAAGAUGACUGGUGUGUCCUUGGACUGACCUGUUCCUGUGCUGGGGAAUUCUGGCCCUCAGUGCUUCUGCAGUUUGUUAACCGGGAGACAAGCUGGAGAGAAUGGAGAAAAACCUCCUUGUGCUGGUAGAACCAGAACUAACCGGAGAUGGAGCUGUGCGGAGUCUCCACUAGAAGGAGCAAUAGACACUUGGACAAAUGCACCACAGAAUGUGGUGAUUAUUCUUGCUAGGAAUGUGACAGAAGGUAUUCCUCAUUUUGUGGAUUUAAUUUAUCAUAAAGAAACUUCAAGAUUUCUACUGGACCACUUGAUAGGACACCUCUUUUUGGAAGAGGGGGCGUUAAAUGAUAUAUCACAACUGUGUCUUUAAUAACUGCUGUUUUUCAAGUACUGUUUGAGGCCACAAAAAAUAGCAUUGCUUUGCAAAGAGGAAGGAGAAGAGAAGGGUCUGGGAUCUAAAAUUCUCUCCACAGAAAUUCAAGUCUUGAUUUGAAUAUGGUUCUAAAGAAAUCAAAGAGUUUUAUGUACAGCUAGAACUGUUGUCUGGUUGGGGCUGGCUGUUUUUUAUUUUGUUUGUAUGGUUUUUUUGGCUCACCCAGCCUUUCCCAUAGAAAUGUUUGUACACCCCAGGGAAGGAGAUGCCCUGCUCUUGCCUAUGUUGCACUUCUGAUGGGUUUUGUUGGGUUGAGACAGACUCAAUAAAAUUUAAGAAAUAAAUACAGCAAAUUAAAGAGAGGCAGGGAGAAUAACAGUUAGUGAUUCUGUUGUUUGUUUACUUAUAAAAGCAGGGCACUGGUAUCCAGGAAGGAUUGCUAAAUUCCUUAGACCCCACCAAACUUAAUGAAAAUUAAUUAGGAAGACUUAAUACCCAACACUCCAAAGAAAACACAUUAUUUCUGAAAAGUAAUUGAAGAAUUUAUGGAUUUAAAAAAAAUCAAUGGCUCUCAGUUUGGCUGGCUGCUUACUCCAGACUUUUUAUCAGAACAUCUUUUUUUUUUUGAUACUUGAAUUUUUGGAGGCUUUGUACAUUGUUUCUACAAGAGUCUUUUUCUGAUAGAUACAAACGCUCUGAAAAAAUGCCAGAAUGUACUUUUUGGACAAUCUAGCAAGUAGCAUGCAUUGUGGAUUCUCCAGAAAUUCCAACUCUGUUUUAAUUAAGAGCAGUGGAGAAAUUUCUGUAGAACUCCAUCUAGCAGUACAAAAGGUCUGGCCAAACACCAAUUUUGUAUUUCCCUCCCUAAAUCAGUUGAAGCUACAGGGUUGGAAAGGCAGCAGUAUUUGUCCAGGGAAUUGAAACUGCAGAAUCAAAUUGCUGGUAUCCAGAGCCAGCAUUCUGGCUCUGAAGAGUUGUGCCAAACAUCCUGGGGGUGGGAUCGAUGCCAUUGUCCUAAACUAUUCCAGCCCCUGCUACUCCUACCCAGCUAUGCAGCAUCCUUUUAGUGGCAUCUGUCCAUCAUCAUCCUGGCAAGAAGUACAGCUGGAAGACAAGGGAAGGAAUUGGCACAAAAAGGGGAGGGAGGGACAGAUGUUGAAAGAUUGCUAGGAUCAGGUUGUCUACAUCAUUUGCAGGGAAAAAUGACACAGAAAGCAACUCCUCUUGUGCUGAAUUGUGCAUUUUCUGAUGGGUCAUCUGCAAACUCUCAAUUUAAAAAAAUAGCAAAGGAGUGUUUCAAGCAAAUAGAAAAAAAUUAAAGGGAAAUUAUUUUGUAGUCACUGUAAUUCUGACUGCUGCAGAAUAUUAGAAAUUAUUGUACUGUGAAGUUGCGAAAUCAGAAAGGAACAAAUAUAAAUUUCAAUUUUGUGAGUAUAUCAAUAUUUUGCAUGCUUUGUAAGGAUUCUUAUAGGAAUUUAAUAUUGCUUAGUAUCCCUCCCUCCUUAGGUCUGGGAGCAAACCUCUUUGUAAUGUAAUGUACAACUAGAAAUUCCUUCUCUCUUGUAUGUAUUUCCACAACAUUCCAACUUCUGAACCUGCAAAAAAGAAAAACUGUCUGUAGUAGGAGGUGCUUUUUGGGGGAGGGAGGGAAUGAAGGCAAGGAAACUUGAAGGCUUAAGAUUUUGAUUUUUUAAAAUUUUUAGAUUUGUUUUUUGCCUGUUUGAAGGUAAAAAUUGGUCACAAUCCUGAAAAACCAUUGACUUGAGCCAUGUCGUGCAGAGCAGUAAAGCAUUCUCUGUGUUUGUUCCUCUGUAUUUGUUCUCCCUUUUCCCCAGGAGCUCUACAGCAAUCCUUGCACUCCUGCCUGCUCCCACUCGGGGGGAUGGAGCUGAGGCAGGAGCACUGCUGAUGACUUCAUGGAAAAGGGAGAAAACCCUAGCUACACCUGGUGCUGGGUGAUGGCCUUUUCCUUUGGUGUUUGGAAUCUGUGGCUGCUCCUUGCAGUGUUGAAACUGGAAAGUAAUACCAUAAUGACUGUGCCAAUUUACUUUUGCCCAACUUUUUAUUUUUUAUUUAUAUAGGAAGUUAAUUUUAAUAUUAGAUUACUGAUCUAUAAUAUGUAACCAUGAGAAAAUUGCUUUUGCUUUGGUUACUGUGACAGGUUGUUGCUGUCAGUCUCUCAUUACAAUGCUCAGUUCUAAUGAAAUGUUAUCUAACAUGCAGGCAUGUGGAUCAGGGAAAAAAGUUAAUUUAACUUAACCCAUUAAUUAUUUCUGUUAAGUAUGAAUAUGUUUUCCCCAAAGCUGGUAAUUUUGGGCUGGAAAAGAUAGUGGAUCUUAUUGCUGAUGAUGAAAUAAUGGACUGAUUUGAAAUACGAGAAUUGAUUUCUUGAAU
Messenger RNA from Lonchura striata (white-rumped munia), 7494 nucleotides. It is a transcript of the gene BCR, whose product is annotated as BCR activator of RhoGEF and GTPase. Gene Ontology annotation, biological process: intracellular signal transduction; protein phosphorylation; positive regulation of GTPase activity. Gene Ontology annotation, cellular component: membrane. Gene Ontology annotation, molecular function: GTPase activator activity; guanyl-nucleotide exchange factor activity; protein serine/threonine kinase activity. NCBI's taxonomy places the organism in Eukaryota, Metazoa, Chordata, Aves, Passeriformes, Estrildidae. The record is from RefSeq and is a predicted model, not a curated record.